This is a messenger RNA of Procambarus clarkii (red swamp crayfish), 3471 nucleotides long. RefSeq lists its product as uncharacterized. The record is from RefSeq and is a predicted model, not a curated record. Lineage: Eukaryota; Metazoa; Arthropoda; Malacostraca; Decapoda; Cambaridae. Gene Ontology annotation, molecular function: glycosyltransferase activity; RNA binding.
UUUCCUCCUAUUUAUCCUCCCCCCGGAGCUAAUUAUCAUCAUUUUCAGUUAAAAUGGUCGUGUUUUCUUGUGGCCUACGUCUGUGUCUCGUUAAUAUAUGAGCAGUUGGAGUAGUUUUGGUGGAAAUUACAUGUUUUUCUCAAGUUUAAGAUGUGGGCCCCAAUACACAUGCGCAAGAUAUUUGUGGGAGGCAUUGACUACACCACAACAGACGAGAGCCUAAAGGAACACUUCUCAACAUGGGGAGAGGUUGUCGAUGCUGUCGUCAUGAAGGACCCGACCAACAACAGGUCUCGAGGAUUUGGAUUUGUUACCUUUAUGAACCCUGACCAUGUGGAUGCAGUGCAACGAGCAAGGCCACACAAGGUUGAUGGGCGCUUGGUGGAAACGAAACGUGCUGUACCACGAAGUGACACAAACCCGACCUUCCUCCCAACUGCCAACCAUCCUGAUGCAACUCAUACAAGGAUAUUUAUUGGAGGUCUUCCCCAGGACGUAAAGGAGGAUGACUUGGAAUCUUAUUUUGCCCACUUUGGUAGAGUUACUUGCGUCAACAUAAUGUACGACAAGACUAGCGGCCGGCAUCGAGGUUUUGCUUUUGUUGACUUUAACGACUAUGAUCCGGUUGAUAAAGUUCUAUUAACUCGAAAUCACUCUAUCAAAAGUCGGCCAAUAGACGUAAAGAAAGCAAUUAGCAAGUCCGAUAUCACCAAAAUCAAGAGCUUGAUGUCUGGGGUUGUUGGCAAUGCCGAGGCAAGUUUUCUCGCCAGUUUAGGGGGGGGCAGCUCUAAUGACGGCACUCCUGCUACCACUCCUUUGCCACCUCCCAUAGGAACGCUAGCAGCACUUCCAGGACCUUCUGGCACUGCUGCAAUUAAUGGUGCUGCUUUGGGGCGCGUUGCAGCUGCCAAUUUGAAUAAUGUGGUAACAACCUCUGCGGGCAACCCAGCCCUCACGAAUGCCGGGAUCAUAACACCUGUGGCACCGCUUACUCACCCAUUCUUUCCUCGCCUACCAUUAGCAGGCCUGCCUGGGUUCUCUGCUCAGCUGCGAUCGGGCUGGCAGUAUAGUGUGUCUGGGAAUGCUGAAGUGCUACGGAAUACAGCUGGAGCAGUAAGUUCUAGGCCCUCCGGAGCACCUGUACUUGCUGCAACAGCCCCAGCAACUGCUGCGGGAUCUGGAUUAAUUCCUGGGGCAGAGAGUGAUGGGGAUUCGGAUGGUACGGCGGAGGACCAGGUGAUGGACACGGAAGAUGGGAGUGAAGCAUGGGGGGGCGCAGGGGUCGAAGAUGCUUGUCCUCCUAAUGCUCAACUUCUUAUUAUUGAGCCUUUCUACGGGGGCUCUCACAAGCAGCUUAUUACUUGUCUUAGAAAUGAUGACUCGGUAAUUGGGAGUGAGGAUGCGGCUCUAUUUACCCUCCCCAGCAAAAAGUGGCACUGGAGGGCUCGCACUGCUGCACUCUACUUCCACCAAAAGAUUCCUCAAACUCAUGAAUUCAAGACUCUGUUUGCUUCGUCAACUCUUAACCUUUGCGAGCUGAUUGGCCUUCGUCCUGACUUGGGAAAAUUGCGGAAGAUUCUAUACUUUCACGAAAAUCAACUCGUUUAUCCUGUCCGCAAGCAGAAAGACCGGGACUUUCAAUACGGCUACAACCAAAUAUUAUCCUGCUUGGUGGCAGAUGUUAUAGUGUUCAACUCUCAGUACAACUUCGAAUCUUUCCUGCGUGAGCUUCCACGCCAUCUCAAGCUGCAGCCUGACCACAGGGCUGAUGCCCAAGUCAUCGCCCAGAGCAUCAGGGAGAAGAGUCAGGUGAUAUACUUCCCCGUGACUAUCUCCCACAAAACCCGAUGUCCAAAAGAUGCCCUGGAACCUCUCCACAUUAUCUGGCCACACCGCUGGGAACAUGACAAGGAUCCAGCAACCCUGUUCCAAGUUCUCUUCCAGCUAGCUGAGGCAGGACUGAAUUUUCGCAUCAGCAUCUUGGGUCAGUCCUAUACAGAGAACCCGCCAGUGUUUGCUGAAGCACGUCAGCGGCUCUCAAAUUUCAUCACGCAUUGGGGUUAUGCAGAAAAUAAGGAAAAAUACUGGGAAGUGUUACACUCUGGAGACGUUGUGGUGUCAACAGCUCACCACGAGUUUUUUGGUGUGGCUAUGCUAGAAGCUGUUGGAGCAGGCUGCUUUCCAAUAUGUCCUAACAGACUGGUUUACCCGGAAAUAUUCCCACAGGAAUGUCUGUACAACACAACGCAGCAACUGCAGAAGAGCCUGGCCCAGUGGUGUUCCCGUCCUCAGUUGGUGCGCUCCAAAAAGGUCAAUCUGGACCUCAAUACAUUCUCUUGGGCCGCACUGAAGCAGCGUUAUGUUGAUCUGCUCUCGUAAAGGAUGGCAAAGAUCGCUCAAAGCUCGCUGCUAAACUUCCGGUGUCGUGCCACCUGUGCCAGAUAAAUGGCUUAGGAGCCUUUGUUAAUGUAGAAAAGUUAAUGCUGGUUCUUGAUAUGUAGAAAAGAAUAGUAGGAUAACCCUGUAUUGAAUUUUACUAAGGUGUUGAACAAUGGCAUCAAUACCACAGAAACAUUUAAUGAUCCAAUUAUUUACCUGGAAGUCCCUAACAACUGCUGAAGAGUCAUCUUGUGCUGAAUUAUAUGUCUUUGAUUCAUGCUUUUGUUUAUAGUCAACCAGUAUGUGUUACAUUUUGUCUCUCCAGACUGACUUCUCAGUGUAAAAUUUGAUUAUUUGGUUUAACAGUUUAUUAAGAGUUGACUACUUAACAUCAUAGGAUGCUGUAAAUUGUGUCAUUUUAUAUUAUUUAACAUUAUGACCUGACAUUAUAACAUUAUGAAGUAAUUACUACAAGAUUAGUCACCCAAUAGAUGCUAAUGAGAGAAUUGUUAGACAUAGCCAAGAGGAUAUAUACCUUGUAUCAACAUUUUCAUAAUUCCAGUACUUGCCACUUCACAUAUAUUUUCCCAGGCACAGUUUAUAGUAGAAAAGGCUUUAUUUAUUGAUUCUAAUUUUUAUAUUUAUUAAUAAUGUGUUCUUAAUCAGUUUUUAAGAGCAUUUCUGUUAAUGUGAGUGAAUUAUUAUCACUGCCAAUAUUUCUUGAGUCAUAUCCACCAAAUGUGUAGCAAUGGGGUGGAUUACAUUGUUCUUAUUGCAGUAGUUGUGAUCAUCUGAGUUCAGUGUUUGUAUUUGAUAGUUGAGCAGAGGAGCUAAAUCAUCCAAACCUCAGGUGAAACUUUAUUAUCUUAGUCUCAGGCAAAGCUAAAUUAUCUAAGCUCAGGUUAAACUAAAUGAUAAAAGUCCUAGUAAAGGUCACUUAUACAACCCUCAGGUGCAACUAAAUUAUUAAACAAAAGAUUCGAAGGAGAGUUUUUCUAGCUUUGUUGAUUAAUUUUCUGGGGGGGAGCCCCGUCGGCUCCCCGAAGCUAUACAGGCUGUUAUGCAAAUGUCAGACUUUGGCAUCAGUCAUGU